Messenger RNA from Seminavis robusta, 3906 nucleotides. The record is from the annotation of a GenBank genome assembly. Lineage: Eukaryota; Bacillariophyta; Bacillariophyceae; Naviculales; Naviculaceae.
AUGGCAGGUUGUGUGGGCUGCCCCGUCACCGCCGUGUCCCUACUCGCUACUAGUAGAAGGAAUCUGUGUCUGUACAGUCAAGGAUCCGGAUUGAUGCGCGUCUGGAUGGACGGAUCCAACAAUACAACAACCAGUCAGCCGCAUACCGUCUUUUCCAAUGGAACCACCCUCAUUCAUGGGAUUCGACACAACAACGGUCAGUCCUUGACGGCGAUCUAUGGAGGACGGCAAGUGGCACUGCUCCAAAAUGUUGUGGAAGAAAUGCCCAUUGAGAAUAUCCCACUGAUGCUGUCUUCGAGUUCUAAUACAGCAACCACAAAACAGAGUGACGCCAUGCAGUGCUCGGAUUGGAUUUGGGAUGUUCAGUGGGUGGAUUCUUCUACAUCAUCAUCAGAUUCUACCAGUACAUCUACUAGUAGCCAUAGCAAUAACAACCACCACUGCCUCCUGAUUGGAUUGGCUCACAACACUGUGGAGCUUUGGUCAUUCAACAAGAAUCAAGAAUGUCUCGUGGCUACCAAGUUGCAAAUCUGGAGGGGCGCCAAGCGAUGUUUGACGUAUUGUUUGGAUUUUCUCGUCGUAGAGGAGAACCAUAGUACAUCGGUGCAUGUGGCAGUGGGGACGGCCAUGCAAGAUAUCCGACUUUGGAGCCUGGAAAUUAUUCCAACACAACCACAGCAAGAGCCAUUGGCAAUAGAUGUGCCGGAACAGGCAUGCCUGCUUGGCCACAAGGGAGUCAUUCACAACCUGAAAUGGGUUCCGACACAACCACAACAACAAUCCUUAGUCUCGGCAUCGGAUGACCGAAGUGUGCGGCUGUGGAGGGAUCAUCAGUGUGUUUGGAUUGGCUGGGGUCACACGGCACGGAUAUGGGGAUUGGGGACGAUUAUUCUACAACAACAAGCAUCAUCACACGACACGACAAUCAUUGUGAGCACGGGGGAAGAUGCCACUACUCGUCUGUGGGAAUUGGAAACAGGAACACAAUUGGAAAUACUACGGGGCCAUGCCUGUCAGUGUAUUUGGAGUGUAGACACUAGCAGCAAUAACCAGGAUGGGGCCAUGAUUGCCACGGGAGGCAAUGAUGGAACGGUGGCACUGUACCAUGUGGAACCAACACAAUCAGAUUCCGUCGUCAACCUAGAUGGAAUACACCCAUCCACUUUGCUGGUGCCAGAUGACCGGCCGCCACCACCCAAAUCCAACAACCAUGGAGCCAACGAUGACCAGAAAAUGAGCGAUGCUCCAAAAAUCCACGAUUGUGCUACGACGACGACGACGUGUAAUGACAGCGAACCAAAAGCUAAAAAGACAAAGAAGCACAAAAAGAAGAAGAAAGCUGAUCCGGGCCAAGUCGUGUUCGCCAUGAAAUUCUACACGGCACACAAGCUUUUGCUGACUACACGGACCGGCAACGUAUUCUCCAUCGAUACUACAUGUAUGAAUACGUCGCGGCGUGCUGUUGCAGAUGACGGCGAACCAGAGUGGGAUUGCCUGGGAUCGUGGGCGUCAUCACCAACGACGAUUGGCACACAACAAGACAUUGAAAGUUCCGUGGACAGCACUGGCGGAUGCUCCAUGGCAGUUCACUUGGCCCGUGAUGAUGACAAGACGAAACGCGCCGUAUUAUGGGUCUCUGUCGGGACCACACAAGGAGAAAUUGUCUUGAUGAAGAUUCCAGACGAUGAUCCUAAUGGGUCCAGCACGACGGAAGCUACUGGAACAACAGAGCGGCUUGUCAUUCACUCACCAAAAAAGUACCGGUCCGUUCAAAGAGUUGCCUGGCUUGUUGGUGAUGCUGAUAACGCCGCCGAUUCCAAAAACGAGUCCACAACAACAAUGACAUUGAUAUCAUUCCAUGUGGAUGCUGUGCUGUGGUGGUCCAUCCAAGCGUCAUCCUUUGGGAAGCAGAUCACAGUGGAACCCACGUUGGCGUUGGAGAUGGGCACUCGGGCGAUUCCAAUCUGCUUCGCUCAUGAUAGCAUCCACAGCAAGUUGUUUGUGGGCGAUACCCGCGGCAAUCUGGCCAUGUUUGACGUGAACGAUCCAGCACAAGAAGCUGCCGACAACAAAUUCACCGGCAAAGAAGUUCGAACGCCAUUAGACAUUUUGAAUCGCUUGCACCAGAAGGAACAUGUUACGGACGUUGUUGUUAUGGCUUCACCUGUCACGGUGAAUGCUGCCGAGACCGAUCAAUCUGCAAAGGACUACCAACGCAUUCUCUCGGCCGGGAAUGACGGCUGUAUCAAUGAAACCUAUUACAAUAUUCAAACGGGAACCUUUUGCAGUGGGCUGUCAGUCAAUGCAUCUUCGGCCCUCACUGGCAUAGCGCAAGUCUGGGUUAUCCCAGAGGUUGAGGGAGAGAAUGUCAUUGUUGCUGGGUAUUAUGGGAACACAUUUGUGGUCUUGAAUGUUUCUUGUGGAUACGAACUUUUCCGAGUCGAUACCGGUGGACGACAACGUCUUCAUGACCACUACGCUGCUUGCCUUGAAAAUGCCUUUGCGUCAGAGGCUCAUGCCAACUCGCCAAUGAUGCUUCACAACAUGGCUGUUUGCAGCAACCGAAAGAAAGACGGCCGAAAUGAAAUCCUGCUUCAUCAAAAGGUGACCAACGCAGACCAGGCUGUCGUCCGCUGGCAAAGACAUCAGUAUACUUUGGGGGUGGGCUUGCAUGGCGAAACUAUAUACAGCGCCAGCUUCUUUCCGCAUCAUGUUCUACCCGAUGGAACGGUGAAGACGUGGGCGUUGGUGACUGGGAGCGAAGAUUGUGCGUCGAGAAUCUCUCUCUUUCAGAAUGGCACUUUGACCUGCACGAAACGAUUACCGCCACAGGAGAGUUGCGUUCGAGCUGUUUGCAGCUCAACGCACCAUGCAGAAGGGCAUACCACGACCCUCAUUGUGGUUGGCGGAGGCAAGCUGAUGCUUCAAUUCUUUUUGGUUCACAAUCGGCUUCUUCCGAACGAAGCUGUAAAGUUUGACACAACUCCUGCCAGUACCGGGGAUGCCUUGAUUAGGUUCAUGGGUAACGGGGUAAGCAGGGAGAAAGCAUCCAUCGACCAUAGAAUCAACUCAGUGUGCUCUAUACUGCUGGAGACAACUGACAGUACUGUUGGGGAUUCAGUUGCAUCUUGUCCUCUCGCAGUGGUGACUGCAGGAGAUUCUGAAGGAAAUUGUCACAUCUACCUCAUCACUGUUGAUAUUGGAGGUUUCAAGAAGCAGUCUUGGAGGGGACUGCCACUGCCGAAACCGGAUCUUGUCCGCAGACCAAUUCUUUCUGUAGAGAUGGUCAAGGUUGGAUCACAUCUCUUGCUGUUUGUGGGAACUACAGGCGGGGAUAUUGAGUUGUGGGAGCUACCUUCGGAUGCCAGUGCUGAAGAAUGGAAUGUUCUCCUUGAUCCCAAAGCAGCAGCAGCCACGACGUUUCCAGCGACUCGUCUGGCACAAUACCAUGCCCACCAAAUGGGCGUCAACUCAAUCUCUGCGUGCACUCUGAAUAACGAUACUGUGCUUGUUUGUAGUGGUGGAGACGACCAAGCUAUCACAUUGUCUGAGUUUCAAAUAGCAACUGCUACAACCGCCACUAUGAGGCGUUCCAUAACGGUGAGAGAAGCUAGCUCUUCGGCCAUCAAAGAAGUGCUUCUGUUGGGCAAGAAUCGCAUCCUGUCGGUUGGAUAUAGCCAACGGUUGGCCUUAUGGGAGUGCAAAUCACCGAAAUCCAAAAGUGACGAUCGCCCCGAUCCACUGGACGGUGAUGACACGGGGCUGGAGCUGGUGUGGACAGCAGCUUGUAGUGUUGGCGAUGUCAAUUGUAUGGCUUGCACUACCAACACAACCUGUGGACGCGUCGUGGCUGUGUGCGGAGCUGGGGUUGCUUUGUACUCUCUACCAAAGGAACCAAUUACAUGA